Messenger RNA from Ostrea edulis (European flat oyster), 3734 nucleotides. Its product is annotated as flagellar attachment zone protein 1-like. The coding region runs from base 891 to 2531 and encodes 546 amino acids. Lineage: Eukaryota; Metazoa; Mollusca; Bivalvia; Ostreida; Ostreidae. The record is from RefSeq and is a predicted model, not a curated record. The transcript has 2 exons.
CAACCUCGCACCCCACCGUGCCUUGCAAUCAAUAUCAUAAGACGCCAUUAUAUCCCUCGGUAUUCGCAACUCUUUCAUUUCUUACAUUUCAACAUCCAAUAUAUCCCAUACUCGUGCGGUGUGUUCCAUCGCUUGGAAAUUCUUUUGUGUACCGAUUGGUUGAAAAAGCAAUCCGACCAUGUUGAGAUUAUUUUAUAUGCAAUGAGUAAUGACUUUUUUAUGAAAGAUGGGAAAUUUGUGGGUACCACUGAAAUCAAUAUGCUAAAUAAAAUCCUAAAACGUGGCGGACUGGGGAUUUUCGAUAUUAUUUCUUAAUUCGAGCUAAGCCAUUACAACUCAUUGAGUCGUGAAAAGAGUAUUCAUUUUUUUUUCUGGGAUUUACUUAUAUAGAACAGGAUGUUCCGCAUUCUAUCGACUUCAAGGAGGCAUAGAAAGGAGUGAGGCUUGUUUUUUGGACUGGCGAUAAGUCGAUUGUUUGAAAUAUUUGUUUAUAUCCCACGGAAAGAAAGGGUAUAAUACAUGCAUCUCGUAUAUCAUUCACGCGGAGUGUAUUUAUUGCCCCAUCAAUACUAUGCAACAGAUACACGAUACGAGAACUUGAUUUAAAAAGAGUUGAAUUUUGAUAGCGAAGUAGAACUUGCCAGCGAUACGGGCCAUUUAGUGAUAAAGAAAAUGCAGAGGGAAAUCUCUAGCCCGAUACUAGUGACAAUUUAGCCAAGUGUUAUACGAUAUAGAGCGAUAAUUGUCGGUGUUGUUAGACAAUUGACUGCGUGGACAAUGUGAAGACCAAAAUUAACACCGGAAUAAACGGAGGUAUAUUACGAUUUCAGUUUAGAUAGGGAAUUCACUAGUGGAGAAAACAGCCUUGUUUCAUCGAAAAAGAAGGCAAAAUGGACGGCCUACCUGGAAUUGAAGCCCUUUUUCGAGAACACAAGAGACUGGCAUCAAAGCUAACAAAAGAUGAAAUGAGGGCUUUAAGAGGUUACCUUGACAACAGGUUGGCUGUGGAACAGAAUGAUCUGUUGUUUAACAUGAAGACACUAAAGACAAAUUUCGACAUGAAGACUUUGGAAAUGGAAGAGACGAUUACAAGAAUGCAAAAGGAGAUGGAGCUGAAGAACGAGUUAAUGCAGCAGUACAAGUCCACGGAUACAAAUUUAGCAACGGUCCAUAAACGGCGGGAGGAGAGGUUAGAACGAGAGCAGACAGUCCUCCAUUCAGACAUAGAGAGACUGAGAACGGAAGUUCUGUCUCUGACUCACGAAAUCGAACUCGUUACCCGCGAACGUAAUUCAUUUGAAAAGGAAAUUAAAGAUGCACGGAUUAAGAUAUCUAAAUUGGAAAGAAUCGCAGAAAAGGUAGAAGCUGCUGAGAAAUUGAUUAUCGAGAAUGAAAAAUGGCAGCAGGAUCUGGUCCGUUGUAAAAUGAAUGUGGAUAACAGAGAUAGAGAAAUUCUAAGGCUUCAUAAUGAAAAUGAAAAAUUGGCAAAGGAGUUCUCUGAAAAGACUGCGUUAUUGGCAAAGUUCAAGGAAGAUUUUGAAAGCUGUCGCACAGAGAUAAAGCGACUGGCGAAAGAACUCGCUGUCAAAUCCGACAAUUUAGCGGUUGCAAAGUACAACUUGGGUGAAGAAAAGCAAAACGUGAGUGAUCUGGAAAGAGAGUUGAAAAACUUGAAAGAAUCUAUUGAGUCGGAGAAAGAACAUAAGCCUGAAAAUGGUCGAACGGACUCCUUAGCAUUACGUGUUGAGUUGCUAAAGAUCCAUCACAAUCACUUAGAGGGCAGAGUGCAACUUCUGGAAGAAAAGGUACAAAUGUAUCGAAAUCAAGCCAGAAUUCUUAGUCAUGAUCUUGCCAAAAUUGCACAAGAUAUCUCAAACGUUUCCCAGCUCAAAGACAAAGUAAUAGUUCAUGGCACGACCUCUAUCGAAAAGUUGCUAAACGAGACAUACGACAGUCUUCAAGUUCGUAGAGAAAACAUGGAGUCAACGCUCAGUGAUUUAUCAUCACAAGUACCCUCCAUUAUUUCGAAAGAUGUAUUGUCUAUCAAACAAGACGUCAUGGCUGUCAAAAAGCAAGCUGAUGCUUUCAAAGCCUCAGAAAUCGCACACAAAUGCUUCCGCCUUGUUCAACGUAUUGAGGCGUGCGAGAAAACACAGAUGUUUAUCACUUCACCCAAAGGACAUUUAACAAUGGUUACUCCUUCCACUCACAACGGUUACAAAGACAACAACGAUAACAUUGUUUUGACAAACUCGAAACCGGAAGUGGAUAAAACAAGGCGACGGUCUGAAAGCAUUAUGAACGAGGUUUCACAACCUCAGUCUUCCUUUUUGCGUAGGAAGCCCUCCACUCCUCAUCUGUUCCGCUCUCGAAUGCCCCCACCACCUACCCCAUUUUCAGCUUGGCGAAGGCGAAGUUCGGUCUCACUUGACACUGCCCACAGUGUGACACCAACUCUUAUUGACCUGAACAUAAAUUCACCCGGGGUGCAGAGUCCGAGGGAAAGGUCAAGAACAUUCUUCCCCUCGUGAUUUCACCCGUGUGGGAUUAAACAAAUAGCUGUGUAAAGGCCCAUUCUUUUCAAUCGUUAUUAUAUUAUGACUUUUACUUUAUGAAUUUCUUAAUUCGUUGGUAAUCUCGGUAUUUAUCAAUUUAAAAGACCUUUGAUAUAAAAAAAAAUAUGCAUUGAUUCUUACACGUAGCAUUAAGAUUAACCAUAUUUUGAACGUCUUUCGCUUUUCCUUCAGCUCUCAACAUUUCGAAUAAUGAAAGAAAAAUUCAAUACUAGAACCCAUCUCGCUAAAAGCUAGCUUAUUAGACCAUGCAGACUUUUUAUAUGCCACGACAAAUCCUUAUAACAUAAUGCAGAUUCAAAGAUACAUUAAUGUUAUUAUAUUGCAUUUUAAAGCGCAUGUACGGAUAGUAAAUUUCCUAUUUCUUUUAAGCCAUCAUCUUAAUUCAUUGAACUAGAUUGCAAAGGAGGAUUUUAUUUGCAUAAAUAUAUCGAUGCUUUCAACUGGGGAUUUAAAGCACUUUUUCUCAGAUCUUGUCUUUCAAAAUCCCUUUCAUGUGACAGGGAAUAAUUUUUCUUUCAAAAGUAUGUAUAUAUAAACACACAUAUAUUUAUUGCAAUGUUUACUGAUUUUAAACCUGUAAAAUCACAUACUCGUUAUCUGUUUAAAAAUUAUAGUGCUGUAUAUGGAACUUAUACCUGCACUUUUGUUACAUUUUGUUUUCAUUUACAUUAAAUCUUUCAUCAACAUAAUGCCUGUCUUAUUUUUUUUAGAAUUAUUCAGAAAUGUUUGAUGUACGCAAACGUUUCUUUUAUUUAGAUUUACUAUUUGUUUUGACGCUCAAAGAUGCAGGUUUUUUUUUUCCAGUUUUUUUUUUUAACUAUGGGUUAUGUACCGGUAACGAUGACGUCUGAUAAUGAAGACGAGGAAUGAUUUCCUAUCUGAUGAAUAAAACGUAGAACUGUUUAAAACUAUUCAAUCUUUUCUUAAUAAAUGUGAAUGUUUUUCUAGAAAAUCUUCAAUUAUUGCUGUUUUUACUUUGAUGUAUUCUACAAAUUCCUUGUAUAUAAGGCAAACUUUUAAUUUCAAUUUCCGAUUAUCAAUUAUUGUUUGAUAUAUUGUACGGCAUGCAAUAUCACAAAUUGUUAUCUUGGCGGAAGUUGUUGAACUUGGGCCUAAUUUUUUUGAUUUUUAAUGUCAAUAAAAUAUGUCCAUUCAAUC